Messenger RNA from Oppiella nova, 1133 nucleotides. The record is from the annotation of a GenBank genome assembly. NCBI's taxonomy places the organism in Eukaryota, Metazoa, Arthropoda, Arachnida, Sarcoptiformes, Oppiidae.
AUUUGAGUGAUUUCUAUGAAAUAUUCUUCGAAUUUGUUUCAAUAUAAUAAUUUCGAGAUCACUAUUGUAACCAAAUAUUAAUUAUGAAUCAGUUACCACUUCCGAUGCCUUUAGAGGAAAUAAAACCUGAAAUUUUAGUUUACGGCCCGAAUGGCGGCCAACCGUUUGUUGUGGCACUGGAUAUGAAUCCCCAAAAGGCUGUGACAAAGCUGAAAGACGUCGGACUUUUAUCGUUACCACGAAUUGUGUUCAUUACUCAUGGCUUUUGGGGCAAUAGUCAAACAAAAUGGAUGCAUGAGAUGAAGGAUAAGAUGUUGGAAGAGUCGGAACAGACGAUAGCAAUCGUAGGCUGGGGUAAGGGCUCUGAAUUGGCGGCUUUCAAGUACUCACAGGCGGCCGUCAAUGUCGAGCCUAUCGGUGUAUGGCUGGCCGGCUAUGUCCUCGAAAUCAAGAAAAAGAUAGGAAUGAAAAUCAAGAUCUGGGGAAUUGGUCUCGGAUUGGGCGCACACCUCAUGGGAAUUGCCGGAAGGAAUAGUGCUGUCAAAAACUGUGCCUCUUUUGCCAGAAUUACUGGUUUAGACCCUGCUGGACCAGCAUUUGAAAAAAUAAAUGACAAGAAUAUGUUACGUAAAACGGAUUCUCAAUUUACAGAUGUCAUCCAUACUGAUAGUUACCACAAAUAUCGAUCACCCGAUUUAGUGUCACUAAUCAACCACUACGGGACACUCAGACCAUUGGGUUCUUUGGAUAUAUAUGUCAACUACGGCUACGAUCAGCCAAAUGCCGGCGUUCAUUUGGACUCUUCGUCGUCUUCCUCGUCAUCUAUCACUUCAAACUCGUCGUCCGACUGUUCCGACUCUUGGGGCGCCUGUCUGUUGAUAAUCAUAUGGACGGCCUCGUCGUCGUCAUCGCUGGUGUCGUCAUCACUGGACUCAUCGGUGGUGUCGUCGGUCUUCUCCUGUUCGAUGAUGUUCUUCACCUCAUCCACGUUCACAUUCAGUUCAUCCCAAUCGAUGUUAUCGACGCCCUCUUUCUCGAGCUCACAGAUGAGGGCAUCGAUCUCGUCGUCCUCUUCGAGUCGGUCGAGCCCUACGUCAGCCUUAGUGUUGGAUCGGAUUAGCUUCAAGAUCUGA